Molecule: messenger RNA, 966 nt
Organism: Diversispora eburnea
Lineage: Eukaryota; Fungi; Glomeromycota; Glomeromycetes; Diversisporales; Diversisporaceae
Source: the annotation of a GenBank genome assembly
AUGGUUUAUUUUACAAUUAUAUUCGUAUCAUUCGUUAUUGCUGCAUCGUUCACUGGACCAUUAGUAUUCGUAUUUUUCACAUUAAUCUACCCAGUUCUUUAUUUGGCGAACGUAUAUUUUCGUCGUAAACGUCUAAAUUCUGCUCAACCUUGGUCUUUCAACGAAAAAGUUAUAUUAAUUACUGGUGCAUCAAGUGGUAUCGGUAAAUCUUUGGCUCACUUAUGCGUUAAAAAUGGAGCCAACGUUAUAAUCUGUGCUCGUCGUGAUGAAAUGUUAUCAAAUGUUGCUGAAGAAUGUCGAAAAAUUAAUGAUUCUGUUAAAGUUUUGAAAGUAAAAUGCGAUAUAGCUAAUGAAUCUGAAGUAUCUCAAAUGUUCGAAAUUAUUAAGACCACCUUUGAUCGAUUAGAUUGUAUAAUAUUGAAUGCAGGUGUUUCUAUGGGUGAACAAUUCGAAGAUACUGAUUACAGUAUAAUCAAAAAGAUUAUGGACAUUAAUUAUUUCGGUUCAACAAAUGUAACACAUAAAGCCUUACCACUCUUGAAAAACAAUAAAAAGUCAAGAAUUUUAGUGGUUAAUUCUAUAAUUGGAAUCAUUCCCAUACCAUUAAGAACAGGAUAUGCUGCUUCAAAAUUUGCUUUGAGAGGAUUUUUUGAAAGUUUACAGUCGGAACUUUGGAAAGAUGAAAUUUUUAUCACGAUGGCUUAUCCCGGAUCCGUCAGGACGGAAAUAAAUCAAAAUCGAUUAGGUUCUAAUCCCAGAGAAUUAGAUUUAAGUGAUGCAGUUUCAUCUGAAGAAUGUGCUCGAAUUUUAAUUGAAGGUAUAAGUCGAGGUGAUAAAGAAAUUUUAUUUACAAACAGAGAUAAACUUAUUAGAUUAAUCGAAGGUGUAUACCCAGAGUUAUUAGCUUAUUUUGCAUAUGCUAAAGCUAAAAAACAUGUGGAUUUAGAUAGAAAUAAAAAUCAAUGA